Messenger RNA from Trichoderma citrinoviride, 432 nucleotides. RefSeq lists its product as hypothetical. The coding region runs from base 1 to 432 and encodes 143 amino acids. NCBI's taxonomy places the organism in Eukaryota, Fungi, Ascomycota, Sordariomycetes, Hypocreales, Hypocreaceae. The transcript has 2 exons. The record is from RefSeq and is a predicted model, not a curated record.
AUGAAGGCCGCCGUUGUCUUGUCAUUUGUUGCCGCCGCCAUGGCUGGUCUUAUCAAUGAGCGAACCAACGGGUGCAACGCCGACAACUGCGCUCGUGCCGUCACCGGAACCCGUCCCGGCCUCCUGCCCAUUACCUCUCGCCAGUCCGACUGCUCCAGCUUCAUGCAGGCCACCGUCACUCCCAAGGCUAGCACCACGACCAUCACCAUCACCGUCGACCCCGAGGUGACUCCCAAGGCCAAGCGCGUCGCUGCCAACGCCGCUCCCGUGACCGUCACCCCUACUGCCAUUCCCAACUAUGCCGACCCCUGCGACGUUGCUCAUUACUCAUCUGCCUGCUCUUGCUGGGGCAUCCACGGCACCACUGUCACCGCUGCUACUCCUACCGCGACCGAGAUUGUCACUGUCACGCAGUCUUACUGCGAGCUGUGA